AUGACAGAGGAAAAGGAUCUAAACGAAGUAUUGUGCGUGAACAAUUUGGUGAAGGUAGUAAAUGGUAAUGAGAAGAACAACAGCAAUCCAUUGGAGACGAAAGUGUACAAGAAACGAUGGCUAAUAUUGGCUCUGUACAUUCUGUACACGGGAGUGAGCAAUUCCCAAUGGAUUCAAUACUCUAUAAUCGCCAAUGUAGUUAGCAGGUACUAUGGGGUUUCUUCAACGGCUGUCGAUUGGACAGCAAUGUCAUUCAUGGCUUAUUACGUGAUCUUCAUUUUCCCUGCUACGUACAUGGUGGACCGAAUCGGAUUUAGGUGGACUAACAUUAUAUGCUGUGGCGUUGUAUGUCUUGGUUCGUGGGUCAAAGUUUUGUCAGUCAGUCCUGACAGAUUUUACGUCACCUUCAUUGGACAAUCUCUGACGAUAGUUCUAACGUUACCUGGACGUCUGGCAGCGCAAUGGUUCGCCGCCAACGAGCUUUCCACGGCUACGUCAUUGAGCAUAUUCGGCACCCAAAUAGGGAUAGCCUUGAGUUUCUUGCUCACGCCGAUCAUCGUGAAAAAUCACGAGAAUUUGGAGGACAUUGGCGCUGGCCUGUCGCACCUGUUCUGGAUCAUAGCUAUUAUCAUGACGAUUGCGUUCAUCCUAGUUGUAAUACUGUUCGAGGACGAUCCGAAAUUACCACCGAGCAAGACACGAGCUCUACAAAAGUUGAACCAAAUGCAAGUCGAUGAGAGUAUUGUCCAGCCAAUUAAACGAUUAUUCAGGAACAAGAACUUUCUGAUGUUGUGCAACUCGUACGGUUUGGGCAUCGGUGUGUUGAACGUCGUAGGAACGUUGCUAAAUCAAAUAUACCUCGUGCACUUUGAGCAACAAUUACGGUCAUCGUUGAAAGUUUCUUUCCCGUGCAAAUUUCCUUUCUGCAACUUACUCGCUCAGAAUUAAUUCUCGUCCGAUUUCUAAGGGGACGAAUUGCCUUUCGCAGAUUCUUCUUAGUCGGGUACGUAGCCCUGGGAUACGAAAUGUGCGCGGAAUACACGUAUCCAGAGUCCGAGGAGAAAACGGCGGCAAUUUUGAACGUGGCCAAUAACGUUUACGGAAUUGUCCUCAUUCUGAUAAUGGGCCGAUUGAUGGAUGUAUACGGGGACAUUCCGGUGCACGUGGGUCUCUGUGUGAUGACACUGACCGGUUUUAUCAUGACCGUGUUGACGAAGGACGUGCAAAGGCGUCAGGAUGCCAGGAAAGGCGCACAUUACCUAGGUGUUAAACAAAAUGACAAAAGCGACGAGUGCGACAGACUCGAAAAAAAUUGA
Molecule: messenger RNA, 1316 nt
Organism: Heterotrigona itama
Lineage: Eukaryota; Metazoa; Arthropoda; Insecta; Hymenoptera; Apidae
Source: the annotation of a GenBank genome assembly